AUGGCAGACGUGCAGGAGCGUAUUGCUGUGGUGGCCCGACUCCGGCCCGCUGCGUCAUGUGCCCUCGUGAGACACACGUCAACGGAGGUGGUGGUCCAAGUGCCACGAGGAAGCGACACUGUCAACAACCAGGUGGAGGAGUACAGCUUCAGCUUUGCCAAAGUUUUUGGCACAGAAGCCACUCAGAGGGAGGUCUUCGAUUUUGUGGCGAAGGACUUGGUGCGUGGAGCACUCGACGGAAUCAACUGCUCGAUUUUCGCCUACGGACAGACGGGCAGCGGCAAGACACACACCAUUUGCGGGGAUCACCAAGCCCGGGGCAUCAUUCCGCGCGCCUUGAACUGCCUCUUCAAUGCCAUUGAGGGACGCCACGAUGGCGUGGACUAUUCCGUCUCCUUAUCCUUCAUUGAGGUCUACAAGGAAGUUGGCUAUGACUUGCUGUCCAAGGACCCAAGCCCCGGAGGCCUGGCCCACGGUGAGCGUCUCUUUGCAGAGUGGUGA
Messenger RNA from Durusdinium trenchii, 501 nucleotides. NCBI's taxonomy places the organism in Eukaryota, Dinophyceae, Suessiales, Symbiodiniaceae. The record is from the annotation of a GenBank genome assembly.